AUGUCCGAUUCCAUUCCAAAAACCCAGAUCGCGGCCGUGUUCGACAAGCACGACGGUCCAAUUGAAAUCCGUGAAAUUCCAGUACCAGAGAUUGGUGAUAACGAUAUCUUGGUCAAAAUUCAUUAUUCCGGAGUUUGUCAUACUGAUUUGCAUGCCUGGAAGGGGGAUUUCCCUAUCAAAGCCAAGAAUCCACCACUGGUCGGAGGUCAUGAAGGAGCUGGGGAGGUGGUGAAGAUUGGUCGCGAUGUGAAGAACUUUAAGGUUGGAGAUCGUGCUGGUAUUAAGGUGAGUAUUUUGGAAUUUUUUAUAGUAUGGUGAUUAUGAUUGAAAAAAAAAGAUUUGUUUGAUUUUUCUUGCCUAAAACGCUAUUUUCAUAAUUUUUGUUACCUAAAAUGAAAUUUUUUUGAAAUUUUUACCGAAAUUACUAUUUUCGUGAAUUUUGUUACCUAAACUCAACUUUUUUGCAGUUUUGUUACCUAAAAGUGAGGUUUUUUCAAAAUUUGUUACCUAAAAACUACUUUUUUGACGGUUUGUUAACUAAAAAUUAAUCUUUAAAGAAUUUGUUACCUAAAAUCAAUUUUUUAAAAAUUUGUUACCUAAAAUUGACAUUUAUAUUGAUUCUGUUAUCUAAAAUCAACAAAAAUUUUUUUCGGAUUUUUUUUACCUAAAAAUUGAUUUUUUAAAAAAUUUGUUGCCUAAAAUUCACGUUUUUAUUGAUUCUGUUAUCUAAAAUGGAUUAUCAAACCAGUUGUUACCUAAAAUCGAUUUUUUUUUUUUUAAAUCUGUUACCUAAAAUUAACGUUUUUGAAGUUUUGUUACAUAAAAACUAUCAUUUUUAAAAAUUUGUUACCUAAAAAUCACAUUUUUCCCGAUUUCAGUGGCUAAACGGUUCCUGCCUGACCUGUGAACAAUGUCGUCAAGGACACGAGAACACUUGCUCCGUGACCAAGCUCUCCGGCCUAACCCACGAUGGCACGUUCCAACAAUACGCGGCCGUGAAAGCCACGGAAGCGACGCCAAUCCCAAAAGAUAUUGAGCUAGCCAAAGCGGCGCCUAUUCUCUGCGCCGGACUAACCGUCUACCGUGCAUUGAAGGAGGCUAACGUUCAGGCGGGUCAAUUUAUUGCGAUUCCUGGCGCGGGCGGUGGUUUGGGCAGUUUUGCUAUUCAAUAUGCGACUGCCAUGGGGCUGAGGGUGGUGGCGAUUGAUCAUGGCAGCAAAGAGGAGCAUUGUAAGAAGCUGGGUGCUGAAGUGUUCAUCGACGCUUUUAAGGUAUGUCACGGUUGGUUUGGAAAGGGGACAGGUAGGGGAGUAAGUUUUUUUUGGGCGGGGUAAAAAAUUUUUUUGGGCGGGGUAAAAAUAUUUUUUUCGUCGGGGUAAAAAGUUUUUUUUAAACGUUGUAUAAAUUUUUUGGAGGCGGAUUAAAAACAUUUUUUCUGGGCGGGGUGAAAAUAUUUUUUGGGCGGGGUAUAAUUUUUUUCGGGAGAGGAGGCAAGCUGAUCUAUAUUGAAAUAAAGAGCUUGCCAAAAAAAUUUUGAGGGCGGGGUAAAAUUUUUUUUGGUCUGAAUUGGAAAGCGAAGUAAGGUUCAUCCAUACUAUUCUUCCAGGAAGACCUAGUAGACCAAGUAGUCAAAUACACCGAUGGUGGCCCUCAAGGGGUGCUCUGCAUCGCCGCUCAACCUAAAACAAUGUCCCAAGCCACGGAUUAUGUUCGUACCCAAGGCACAGUAGUCCUCAUUGCUCUACCCAAGGACGGCUACUGUAACAUCAACGUGUUUUGGGCGGUAGUCAAGUGUAUCACGGUAAAGGGAUCGUAUGUGGGAUGUCGACAGGAUGCUAUUGAGGCUUUGGACUUUCUGCGGCGUGGUAAAAUCGAUGUGCCAAUUGAGGUGUUGCCUCUGAAGGAGCUGCCAAAUGUGUUUGAUAAGAUGGACAAAGGAGAGCUGAAGGGACGUGUUGUACUGGAUUUGACAAAGUAG
Messenger RNA from Bursaphelenchus okinawaensis, 1978 nucleotides. The record is from the annotation of a GenBank genome assembly. Lineage: Eukaryota; Metazoa; Nematoda; Chromadorea; Rhabditida; Aphelenchoididae.